AGCGGGAGGAAGCCGGCUUGUAUUGAACAUAGGCAAACCAAGCUCCCCUGUUUUUUCAUUUUACAACUGCAAAGCAAAUACACUGAUCUUUUGUGAUAACAGAAAACCUCAGGGACUUCAUUGCAAAAUCCCCAAAUCUUCCCAAAGCCCUAAGCUAGGGUUUUGCUCGAGAUACAGAGGUCUCCAGGUUCCGAAGUCGCCAUCAACCAUGGCGGAAUCAAUUUGCAGAACUCUCCGUGAUGGAGCUCUAGAAGGAGAGCAUGCUCCAGCUCUCACUAUCAAAGACACUGCUGCUUCACCAUUCGGCUUUGACUUGUUUCUUCACGUGUUCUCCCAACUCUCCUCCUUUACUUUGGCCGGAAAAUCUCAGUCCCAAGGUGUUGUGAUUGUUGCGUUUAAGAGAAGUCCUUCGUUUUAUUUAGAGCUGUUGAAGAAACGAGGAAUCGAUGUUAGUUCCUCUCACAAAUGGAUUCAAAUAUUGGAUUGUUACACGGAUCCUCUUGGAUGGAAGAGUAAGCUUGUGGAGUCUGGAAAAGCAAAGAGUAUUUCCCAUGAAGCUUCCGGAUUGGCUCAUCUCUGUAAGGAUGUGAGGGAUAUGGACAACUUGUACUCGUUAAUUCUUGAAUUGGGGAAAGGAUCGGUUGGACAAGGCAAGGGUCGUUUUUCUGUUGCCAUAGACUCGGUAGAUGAAAUGUUAAGAUGUGCAUCCCUGUCAAGAGUUGCAGGCCUUUUAAGCAAUCUUCGCAGCCAUGAUCAGGUAUCUUGCAUGUAUUGGUUGCUACUUUCAGAUCUUCAUGAAGUUAGGGUGACAUCUGUUCUUGAAUACAUGUCCUCUAUAGUGGCCAGUGUUGAACCACUGAGCCGAUCUGCUAAUGGACGCAUAUUGGAUUCAGAAAACAUCUCUCUGUUGAAACAUAAUUUUGGGAAAGGAACGCUUAAUGUCAGAUUCAAGCGCCGGAAUGGGCGUGUACGCGUGAUGCGUGAAGAAUUUCAUAUUGAGCAGUCCGGAAUCAAUUUUACAUCUGUUUCAUCUGAAGAUGGAAUAAUUAAUCAAGGUCUUUUGCCUAAGGUGCUGUUUAGCCUACAGCUGUCAGAGAAAGAGCAGAGUGAAAGGGCUAAGGUUGUACUCCCUUUUGAGCACCAAGGAAAUGGUAAACCUAUACAAAUUUAUGACGGUCGAAGAUCUCUCACAGAGAAUAAUAAUGAGGCAACAUUUGCUUCAACUGGGAAUUUGCAAAGAAAUGAAGCAUCUGGUGGGGGUGAGAUAAUAUAUUUCCGGGACUCAGACGAUGAGAAGCCAGAUUCCGACGAGGAUCCAGAUGAUGAUCUGGACAUAUGAUGGGUAUGAGCCCUCAAUUACUAUGGAUUAAUGCUAGGCUGCAAGAAAUUGUAAAUUAUAGCUUGUCAUAUUUUUGUAGUUUCAUUUUUGCCUAUAUGCUUGAAUGAGAAUCUGGUUUUACCAUCAAACCAUGAAAGUUGUAAAUCUGCACGCUCUUUCAUGCAUAAGGCUGAUUGUGUUUGGAUGAGUGCGUGUGUGUGCGCAUGAGGCUAAAUUUUAUUUAUAUCCUAUUUGAUUUAGACUUUAGUGGCCA
Jatropha curcas is the source of this 1592-nucleotide messenger RNA. Its product is annotated as elongator complex protein. Lineage: Eukaryota; Viridiplantae; Streptophyta; Magnoliopsida; Malpighiales; Euphorbiaceae. The record is from RefSeq and is a predicted model, not a curated record. Gene Ontology annotation, cellular component: elongator holoenzyme complex; nucleus; cytosol. Gene Ontology annotation, biological process: tRNA wobble uridine modification. Gene Ontology annotation, molecular function: tRNA binding.